GUAGGUUGUGAAAUCAGUUCAGAGUUGAGGUGAGAGGUUAUCCACACUGGUGCAAGAGCCUAAUGUAGGGUAAUAACUGUUCCUGAAUCUGAUGGUGCGGGAUUCAAGGUUCCUUUAUCUCCUGCCCGAUGGUUGUAGAGAGAAGAGAUCAUAGCCUGGAUGUUGGCGGUCCUUGAUGAUGGAUGCUGCUAUCUUGUGGCCUGUGAUUAACUGGGCUGUAUCCACCAUUUUCUGUAGUCUUUUCCAUUCCUGGGCAUUGGUGUGUCUGACCUCGGCCAUGAUGCAACCAGUCAGCAUACUUUCUGUUGUGCAUCUGUAGACGUUUGUCAAGGUUUUAGAUAUGUCAAAUCUACAUAGAAUUCUAAAAAAGUCUUUGAGAUGGCACUUGCAUACUGGUCCCAGGACAGAUCCUCUGGUAUGAUAGUGUAAAGGAAUUUAAAAAGUUACCGGCCCUCUCCACCUCCGAUAUCCUGAUGAGGACUGGCUCCUGGACCUCCAGCUUCUUCCUCCUGUAGUCAAUUAUCAGCUAUUUGGUAUUGCUGACAUUGACAGAGAGGUUGCUAGUGUACAGCAUUCAACCAGAUUUUCAAUCUCCCUCCUAUAUGCCAAUUGGUCACCACCUUUGAUUCAAUAAACACCACUGAUGUUUGAUCUUCCUCAGUUAUUUUGUGUGGGGGGGGAAGGGUAUUUGGGGAAUGAUGAUCAUGCUGCAUUUCUUUUCUUCCUUAGUUUCAUGGCUAUCUGGAGAAGGAGAAUUUCAGAGAUGUUUACUUUGAUAAUAAAUGAACCUUUGAUGUCGUCAGCAAACUGAAAUAUGGCACUUAGUCACACAAUGUUUCACGUUGAGACCCUAUAUCCAGACUAAUUAGCAAAUUAUGGACAAUAUACAUAUGAACAAGCUUCCACACAUGAUUAAAUCCAUAAGUUCAAAGUAACAGCAGAACUAGUUACGUCUUUCUCUCCACGUUUGACAAUUGUUUUUCAUAAGUCUUAUGAUGCCAUUCAUUACAGAACUGUGGUUACGAUCUCCAACAUAUAGAUGUCCUGUAAUAAAGGAUAGUGACAAAGAGGGAUGAAAAUAGGCCAAACAUGUGACGUCACAGGCUGGGUUCCUUCCCGACUCACGGCUGCGCAGUUCGCCAGUGAUGGCGGGGAUACCUACUGCGCAUGCUCCGGUUCCCAAGGUCAGGUCCGGCACCGUAUCACGUGUUCUUCGGUACGGAGCGAACUGCAUGGGUGGGUUAGCAGAGUGAGGACCGGUUAUAUAGAGCAACCGAAUCGUUGCUCCCCAGGUUAUUAACAAAAUGUCAACCAGAACAGCCUCUGUCCAUGCCAAAUGGAUUAUAGGAAAAGUGAUUGGAACAAAAAUGCAGAAGACUGCUAAAGUCAGAGUAACUAGGCUUGUCCUGAAUCCAUAUCUGUUAAAGUUUUAUAAUAAGAGGAAGACCUAUUUUGCUCAUGAUCCAAAAGAACAAUGUACUGUGGGUGAUAUUGUGCUUCUGAAGGCUUUAUCUGAACGAAGAACCAAAAAUGUAAAACAUGAACUGGCUGAAAUUGUUUUCAAAGUUGGGAAUAUUAUUGAUCCUAUAACAAAGAAACACUGCAGUGGGAGCAGAAUAAUUGAGCCCCUCACAGACUUUGAUUCAGAUGUCAGAUCUCUGAAGGACCAGUUAGAGAAUUUAGAGAUCAAUACUACGCAGAGUAAUUCUGAACAGAAAACCUCAAUAAACUGAGCUGAAUAAAUGUUGGCAAAUAUGAAUGUCUUUACCAUAAAAAUGUAUUGAUGUUUCUAGCAUUUUGAAUAAAUCAUACAAUAUAGAUUUAAAGAUGUAAUAAUAUUUCUUGUAUCUUGUAUUAUUUCUUUCCCAUGUUUUUAGUAAUAUCAGAAUAAAAUGAAAGGAAGCAGUUAUUGCAUGUAAUGCUCAACAUCGGAAGUGUGCAUUUCUUUGUAUACUUUUACAUUUAAACUAUGUAAUGAGAGGUGACACAGUGUUGCCUGUGUGAAGUUUGUAUAUUCUAUCAUGACUACAAAGAUGUGGGUUGGCAGAUUAAUUGGUGGCUGUAGUGUAGGAUGAAAGUUAAAAUGAAGAAAUUUGGCCUCUCCCCUAAAACCCUCACUAAUUUUUAUAGUUGCACUGUAGAAAGCAUUCUUCUAGGGUGCAUCACAACCUGGUAUGGAAGUUGUCUUGUCCAAGACCGGAAGAAGCUGCAGAAGAUCGUGAAAUAGCCCAGCACAUCACACAAACCAAUCUUCCAUCCUUGGACUCACUUUACACUGCCUGCUGUCGGAGCAGUGCUGCCAGGAUAAUCAAGGACACGACCCACCCACCCAACACACUUUUUGUCCCUCUUCCCUCCAGGAGAAGUUUCAGGAGCUUGAAGAUUCGUAUGGCCAGAUUUGGGAACAGCUUCUUUCCAACUGUGAUAGGACUGCUGAACGGAUCCUGACCCAGAUCUGGGCCAUACUUUCCUAACAUCCGAACCUGACUUGCACUACCUUACUUCCCCUUAUAUAUUUUCUAAUUAUGAUUUAUAAUUUAAAUUUUUAUUAUAUUUACUUUGAUUUGUACUUAAGAGAGCACGAAGCGCAGUAUCAAAUAUCGCUGUGAUGAUUGUACGCUCUAGUAUCAAUUGUUUGGUGACAAAGUAAAGUAAAAUGUGGGGAGCGUAGUGAGAAUAAAAUAGUAUUAGUGUAGGAUUAAUGUAAAUGCGUACUUAUUACAGCAUGGAGUCAUUCAGCCAAAGAUCCCAUUUCUCUUAUUAGGACUUGGGAAAUGCGAUAGGCACUUUUAAAAAGUGCUGGUGGAAUUCCUAUGAAGUCUCACAGUCUGUCAGGAUAAACUGUUAUAUGGUAAAACUUGUUGAAUGCACCUAUUCCAUUUGUAUUUCUUUUCUCCCACAGAUGUUGCUUGACUGACAGAGUUCUUCCAGCAGAUUGUUACUCUAUUUGUAAAAAAAACACAUUGAUAUAAUCCAGCUGAUGGAUGGCUGACAAAGUUACAAAAAACUUGUUAGUUGAAUUUGUAGAUUUGUCUUGAGUCCAAAAGACUGCAAUAUGCCCAGCAAGAAGAUGAAUUUAUCGUCAUAAGUGUGUGUAUGCCUUGUUGGUGCUAGUAGUGACAGUUGUUGGCUAUCCACAGCACAUUCCCAGGCUACUGGUUGUUGAUGCAAAACUACAUAUUUCAUUGCAUGUUACAAUGUACGCGUGAUAAAUAAAGCUAAU
Hypanus sabinus (Atlantic stingray) is the source of this 3223-nucleotide messenger RNA. RefSeq names its product mitochondrial ribosomal protein S17 (gene mrps17). Gene Ontology annotation, molecular function: structural constituent of ribosome. The transcript is spliced from 3 exons. Gene Ontology annotation, biological process: mitochondrial translation. Gene Ontology annotation, cellular component: ribosome; mitochondrial small ribosomal subunit. Lineage: Eukaryota; Metazoa; Chordata; Chondrichthyes; Myliobatiformes; Dasyatidae. The coding region runs from base 1305 to 1733 and encodes 142 amino acids. The record is from RefSeq and is a predicted model, not a curated record.